GUACCAGUGAAACGGCUGUCAAAUACUUUAACAAGGGCCAUAUAUAGAAGAUCAAUCAAAUCACCAAAUAGAUCAGUCGUACAUUCUUCACCUUGGAUUAAGGAGAAGCUAUUUUCUUUUAAAGCAAUCGAAAAAUAUUUAAAAGCGUUUCAUAAAAGUGGUAUUCGCAAGAGCGUUGUUUUUUGUGUUCCUUUGGUACACAGUUCCUGGAGGACACUCGACCUGUAUACGUAAGUGAUAUUAGGCCAGCUGAUUUUAUUUGGUUUUAUUUUUACUUCUUUUACAAAGUUUUACUAAGAUUACCAAAUGAUUCCAAGUUUAACAGUCUCUGUGCGUCCGAACGAUGCACUUAACUGACGCUUUUGAUUCACAUAUAAGCAUUUACUGUUUCGUCUGAUAAAUACGAUGGCCAGUAACUAUAAACUUAACACGGAUUGUUUGUCAGGUAUAGUUUGUGAGUAUAGUUAGUUCCUGGAUCUCAGUGACACAUUGAAAUAUAAAUGCGGCCAUUGCCUUUAUAGAUUUUUGGGCGUAUUGCUCGCUUCAUACAUCAGAAAUAGUAUAGGGUUCGAUAUCCUGCUGCCAAAUGGCCUAUAUAGUUUUAUUUACGUAACUGCUUUUGACAAUGACUAUAUAAUAAAACUACUGUUUUAAAUAAAGUGGCGUCGACAGCAAACUGAUGCUAAAUUUUGAAAAAAACAAACUGGUCACUGUCUUGUAAACUAACAAUCGACUAAUAUAAAGUUAUCGUAAAGUGUUAAUACAUUUUAAUGUUUCAUGAUCUGGUCAUUUUUUUUGAAGAAUCUAUAGAAAGAGAAGAUAGGUUACCGACCAAAUGCCGUAUCUGGGGCUAAGGAAAAGUAGUUGAACUAAUUUAAAUAUAUAUUUUCUUCAUGCGCGCAUGAAAGCAAAUUAAUCGCUUAUAAGGACCAAAAUAUUAAGAUUACAGUUCUUAUUAAACUAUAUUAAGCUAGACUUUUUGAAAAAUAAAAAUAAUACUUAAUACUUUUUAUUCUUUUUAAUACUUUUUUAUUAAAGUAUUUCUGUUUUAAGCAUGUAUCUUUUUGGUUCAGGUCCUGCCACUUCUUACAGCACCUCAGUCGACAAUUUGUUCCACACAUUACAUUGUUCCCUUCCGACCCGGGUUCGUGUUUAAACAAAGCCAAACAAAAAAGUGCUACAUUUACCACGUAUACUCAAGAUAAGCAAAAGGCUGUUCAGUUGGUCAACAUAUACACCCAAGAAUGUAAGGCAUACAUGGGCGUUACCGGGAAACCUAAUUUAUAUGCUACUUUAAACGAAAACCUUAGAAGUGGAAAUCCUCGAAUUGUCUGGAAUGACAUGUCCGCAUUACUAAGCAAAGGGCUUGUUCUUCUUGGUUCUCAAGUAAUUCCAAAUCUUUACCGUGGGUGCCAUUGUCCAGUUGUUAAGAAAGGCACACCGUUCACUUUCAAGCAAUUUGCCAGCACCACAAGCAAUCCAGAUGUUGCGCUCAAGUUUCUUGAAUCGCCUGCAGGAAAGUCCUUUAUUCAUAUAAAAAAGGCGGAAGGGACUGAUGUACAACCAUAUUCGCGUUUUCCAACUGAAGAUGAAUUCCUGUUAGGUCCUGAUAUAAACCUGGAUGUGGUCCAAGUUGAAACCGACAUCAAUCGAAUACACGAAGAAAUCAAGAAAAUAUCACCAACCGCAGACGUGCGAAAAUACCGAACCGUCGAAAAGUAUGUCGUGCUUGAUGGCUCAAGAAAAACGAAAAAACCAAAAGGUGGUUUCUGGAGCACAUGCCUGUGUGGUGGUGGCGAGCCUUAAAACACAUAUUCUUCCAAAUAUACUGUUACAUGUUGCCUCGUAACAUAUUUCAUUAUAUAUAUAACUAUAGUAUAACAAUGUCGGGAAUGAUUCAUUAUUGCACAAAUAUAUAAUAUCAAAAAAACUUUUGGCGUAUAUAAGGUGUAUCUUCGGGUAUCUAUAGGUUCUUAUAAUUAGAAUUCAAUAUCUAGGAUUUGAAGAUGACGUAAAGAUCGUUUUACCAAUGCUGUGCAUAAUAGACCUUUUCGAUAAAUUACGUCACGAGCAUUUUCCUGGCCAACUCGCGAGACACGAGACAAACACUCGCGAGACACGGACAAAAACAAGUUAUUUGAUAAAUAUAUAUACACUUUCUACACUUUCGUAUGACGUCACUUCCAGUAUUAAGUGAGAUACAUACCUUGAAUACUAAUUACCUUCGGUGGUGGAUGGGGAAUUAUACUACUCCCUUUAUUUAUACUGGAUAGCUCUAUCAGUUCUAAACUGUUUUCUCUAGAGGUCCAGUAAGGAUAAUUUUUUAUUUAUCCAAUGUUACUACAGGAGGAAACCUAAACUAAACUAACUUUAUUUAUACUGGAUAGCUCUAUCAGUUCUAAACUGUUCUUCCUAGAGGUCCAGUAAGGAUCAUCUUUUAUUUAUCCAAUGUUACUACAGGAGGAAACCUAAACUAAACUAACUUUAUUUAUACUGGAUAGCUCUAUCAGUUCUAAACUGUUUUCUCUAGAGGUCCAGUAAGGAUCAUCUUUUAUUUAUCCAAUGUUACUACAGGAGGAAACCGAAACUAAACUAACUUUAUAUAUACUAGAUAGCUCUAGCAGUUCUACUGAACCAAUCGAUCGAGCCACCUUAAUAGGGAACGCCCAUAUUCUCCAGGUAUGCAAAUAGUCAGGUGUCCAUAGGUGAGAUAAGGCAAGACAAUAGAUUUAAUAUAGAAAUUCAUUUCUUGUUGUGUUAGGGUAUAGAAGAAGAACUAAGAUUGGCUGGAGAAGCUUUUCUCGAGGGUGAUGAUGGAUGUGAAGUCAGUGUGGCCAGGAAUGAGGUUUGUAGCCUGAACUAACCUCGUCCCAGGGCAUUUUGCCUCCACAGCUGAAGGUCGGUGAAAAUGGCCCUGGGAUUGGCCAUAGCCUAUCCGAAGGGAAGAUGGCUGUGAAACUCAUUAGAGUAACAGUGUAACUCAUCUAUGUUAGUCAACGUUUAUUCAUAAAUCUGGUCCUUCACCGUCACGUGUGUAUUGUAUUUUUGCCAAGUCCACCAAUAGCAAUUUACUCUAUUGUUCGAGUCACGGAUAGGUAACUCUCUUAAAACAUUGCUAUUGGUUAGUACUAGUUGGGCAAAAAUGCAAUACACACGUGACGGUGAAGUACCAUAUUUAUGAAUAAACGUGGACUAACAUAGAUAAUGAGUUAUAUAUUGUUAUUCUAGUGCGUUUCAUAGCCAAUCUUCCCUUCGAUAGGCUAUGGAUCGGCUGAUCAUUUCUGCAAUCAAAAGCAUUAAUUAUUUUGCAGUAUAAUUUAUUUAAACAACUCUAGUGCUUUAAAUGUUUUUGUCAUCAAAUUAUACGGCAAACUUCAGAAAAUACCAAGAGUAUAGUCAAGAUUCACUUACGUCCUAUACUUGUCGUGUUAUGUGUUUGUCGAACUCAUGGAUAUCAGACGAAUUAUGCAAGCAUACUGCUCUUAAAAUAACGUCUUUAGAUGAAUAAGUUGGAGCAGUUGGCAAGUAGUUCAUUACUUCACAUUUCUUAUUCGUAAACAAACAACAAAGAUUUAAUUUCACAUAUAUAUUAUCCUAUCAAAACACCCUGAAAUUCUGGGUGUCAUGUGCCCAGCCGUUCCAGGGCCAUUUUCGUCGACCUUCAGCCGUGGAAGCAAAAUGCCCUGGGGACGAGGUUGUGUCUGAACAGCAUGAAAAUCAUUACCAGCUCGUAUACUAUAAAUCCCCUGAUCAAGUACAGUAUAGUCAUAACUACGCUUAUUUUUCAUAUGCUCCUCAAUCAACAAACAAACAUAGAGGAAGUCUUACAUUGAAAGACUUAGAAAGAAAUAUAUUGUUAGUAGAUUUCAUAAUUUUCGUUUUAGGUCAAACUGAGCAUGAUUUUCAAGUGGUAUAAAGAAGAUUUUGGCUAUGACAAAUUUGAGGUUUGUCAAGAAAAAGAAGCAAACUUAAAAUGCGACUAACCCCAAAUAGAAUUUUUGGUAGUUGUAAUAUUUGAGUCAUUCUAUAAGAUGAAAUGUAAUGUAUCUUUAUAGUAAAAAACCUCAAGCUUGAUUAACUUUUUCACUGUCAAAGUUCCAGAUAUGAUGUCAUUCGGUGAAUUUUUGGUACAAAAAAACAAAGGAAAACUAAUUUGCAAUUUGCCUAAUGACAUCAUAUCCGGAAACUUUGACAGUGAAAAAGUUGAUCAAGAUGGGAUUUUUUAUUAUAAAGAUGUAUUACAUUUCUUCUUCCAAUCACCCAAAUAUUACACAUACAAAAAACCAUACUUGGGGUUAGUCACAUUUUAAAUCUAUAUAUUAGCUAGAUAGCUAGCUCUAAGUCCACCUUAUAACAACCCGCACACCCGAUUACCUAUAUAUACAUGAACUUACGGUUACAUCUCAACAGCUGGCCUCUGUAGCUCAGUUGGUUAGAGCGCUGCACCGGAAUCGCAGGGCCGUAGGUUCAAUUCCUACCAGAGGACCUUGUGCUACAUUUUUAGGUCUUAAACCUUGUGCUGCAUGGUUAGGUCUUAAAAUGUAUAUAUUCUCACCUGGAUUACAAACCCUAACAUUCUAAUAUUAAUUCCACCAAGUGAAGUGCAAGAAUCCAUCAUUGAAGCUCUAUUUAAUAGCAGACGUGCCAAUAAUUUUACUUUGCUAUUUUCCUUUGCUAAAAGGAUAAAAUGUUUGACUUCUCUAGAUAGCACUAUGGGUCCACGACCACAUGGGCGAUUGUCAAAAGAAGAAGGAUCUUGGUGAAAUACUGCUUGAUAAAAAUUUCAAAUUGACUCACAUGUCUUACAACUGGAGUUUGAACUCGAAAUAA
Messenger RNA from Paramuricea clavata, 4830 nucleotides. NCBI's taxonomy places the organism in Eukaryota, Metazoa, Cnidaria, Anthozoa, Malacalcyonacea, Plexauridae. The record is from the annotation of a GenBank genome assembly.